ACGCCCCAAUGCAGUGUCAGUGAUUUUACAGAGAGAGAGCAAGCGGCGCGAGCUCGACCUGCUCCACGGACUCACACUGACAACCAAACAACAACGAAACAACAACAACUAAACAACAACAGGUGUCUUUGUGGACGUUAGCGGACGCUGGAGCGGUGGUGGAGAUGUUGCGGGUGCGCUGUCGGGGUAAAUCGCAGUCGCAGGUCUCGCCUAGCAUUAGCAUUAGAGUUAGCGUUAGCGUUAGCAUGGUACACUGACGGUGCAUUGCUCUACCGCUAAAUAAGUCAUAACACGCCGGUGUUAGCAUUUCUUAGAUGCGGCUUGCAGUGCGUUGAUGCCGUGAUGCUAGCUAGCUAACGCUAAGUGAGGGAUAAAGUUAAUAAUAGUGUUUUAUUUCUGUGUAUUAGGAUGGAAAGUGACACUUAAAGGACAGGUCAGGACAGGACAGGACAGGCUGUACUCUCGGCUGUACUGCUGCAGUGCUUGUGCACUGUUAGCAUUCAUUUAGCUCCAAGCAUUUAAAACGAUAAUGAUCCAGUCUAUCUAAUGAACUUCAGUCUGUUCUGCUGUUUGUGUUUAGAUAGACGAGGAGCUAAUGAAAAGCGAGGCGCGCUCAGUGCUGAGGAGGAUUUUAGUCAACAUGCUAGCGACAUGUUGUGUGUUUACAUCUUCUCUCAGCGCGGUUCUGGACCAGGUUCUCACAGGUAUGAGCGGAAUAUGGGCUGAGACAGAGCGAGCAUCCGGGCUGGACAUGAACAAACUGUGCUACAAUGGCCAUUUCCAAACACACUACCGCUGCGCUGUCCCUCCUAAUCGUGUGUUUUACACCCAAACAGCUUUAAAGCUACAGUAGUGGAUUAUUUAACACCUAAUUAAAUUAAAUUCCUUAUUUGUUCAAACGAACUGGAAGAUAUGUAGGGGAAAACUAUAGUGUGUGUCGUGGCCUUAGCGAAAAUGUUUUAAGGUGCUGAGAAAACCCCUUUGGGAAUCCGAUUCGGGCUGGAAGGGUUGUUUAUGUUUGGAAGUGCUUCCUGUCAAUCAGUCCUAUUACUGUUAUAAACAUUGUACUCUAUUGGACGCUCUGGAUCCUGGGGGCUGAGCUUCGUGAACAUGGGCGGGAAUCAUUCAAGUGGAAAGACCUGAUCUUGAAAAAUAAUUUUUUUUUUUUAAGACUAAUCUUACUUAAUGCACCUUUAAAUCAAUGUCGUAACCAUGGUGAAGUGAUUGAUCAGCAGAGCUGCCACCAUUAAACAGAAUAAAAUAUUAUGGCGGCUUGCAGACACUACUGAAAGGUUUGUUUGGGGUUCUUUACAUUUUUAAAAAAUUAUUAUUCCUUAAUAAUAAUUGUGCAAGUCGUCCGCCAUGUCGAGCAAAGCCUCGAGCAAAGAGAAGAAGUCCGGCCUCGGGAAGAAGCUGUUCCGCCGGGGCUCGGUGCGAUCUGUAGGCAGUUUUAUGAGCCGAGUGCUUAAGACCCUGUCCACUCUGUCACAUUUCGGAUCCGAACUUCAGCCGCCCGAAGGGGAGAAGGACGACGGAGGAUUCGCGGCGUUCAAAAACGAAGGCAAGGGAUCGGUGGCCUCGGAUGACAGUGACUGCGGCAGCUUCCUCAGUCGGGACAAAGUGCCAGGAGUGGCCGGUCUGAAGAACCAUGGUAACACGUGCUUCAUGAACGCUGUCCUGCAGUGUCUGAGCAACACGGAGCUCUUCGCGGAGUAUUUAGCACUCGAACAGUUUCGCGGACAAACCGAGGAGGAAGAUAAGCCCAAGGCCAACGGGGUCCAUCCUCCCAGGAAAGAGAAAGGAGAAGUGACGGAGCAGCUGGCUGGACUCGUCCGAGCUCUGUGGACAUUCGAAUACACUCCUCAGCAGAGCCGAGAGUUCAAGAACGCCGUGGCGAAGCGUGCCAUGCAGUACAAGGGAAAUGCUCAGCAUGAUGCUCAGGAGUUCCUUCUCUGGCUACUGGACCGUGUGCACGAAGACCUGAACAACAUGGGCCAUAACAGACCUUCUAUAAAGCCGCCCAUAGAGGAAGACGAUGGAGCGCUGGAGGGACCUUCACCCCCGCUGUCGGCUGGCUCUUUUGUCCAGGAGCUGUUCCAGGCACAGUACAGAUCUUCACUCACGUGCCCACACUGCCAGAAGCAGAGCAACACUUUCGAUCCGUUUCUUUGCAUCUCGCUUCCCAUCCCGUUACCUCACACUCGGCCUCUAUAUGUGACAGUGGUGUAUCAGGGCAAGUACUCUCACUGCAUGAGGAUCGGCGUGGCCGUGCCCCUCAACAGCACCGUCUGUAGGCUCAGAGAAGCUGUUUCACGCGAGACGAAGAUUCCUCCAGACCAGUUUGUCCUGACUGAAAUGUACUACGAUGGUUUCCACCGCUCCUUCUGCGACGACAACGACGAUCUUGACAUCAUUCAAGAAAGUGACUCCAUCUUUGCAUUCGAAACCCCGGAGACAUUCAAAUUAGAAAGCCUUCGCUCCAAAAGAGGGAGCCUCCUCGCAAACCUCAAUCAGAACAAUCUGAAGUAUGGCAAUGACAGCACUCGCACCCCAUCGUUCAUGCAAGGGGCGGUGAAUCCGGCAUCACCCAACAAAAACACAGGCGCUGACAAGAUGAUCCUGCUGAUCUGCAAUAGAGCCUGCAUUGGCCAUCAAGGACGGAGGUUUGGCCUUCCCUUCGUACUGUACAUGGAGCGCACUGUAACCUGGGAUGUUCUUCAGAAGGCGAUUCUGGAGAAGAUGCAUCAUCUGCUAAGACAAGGCGUUUACAUCCAGGUGGGGCCCUUCAGCCUGCGAGUGGUUGGUGUGGUGGGGAUCACAUACUUGCUACCACAGGAGGAAUUUCCUUUGUGUCACCCCACUGUUGAGAGGGCAUACAAAUCCUGUGGUGCAGGAGGCCCUCCUCAUGUCAAGAUCGUAGUGGAGUGGGACAAAGAGACCAAGGACUAUUUAUUUGGCCACACGGAGGAAGAGUACAUCCCUGAUGCUGAGAGUGUGUACCUGCACCGCGAGCAGCACCAUCACCCCCAGGCUUGUACCCUCGCUCAGUGCUUCCAUCUCUACACCAAAGAGGAGCAGCUGGCACCAGAUGAUGCUUGGCGCUGUCCGCACUGCAAGCAGUUACAGCAAGGCCGCAUCAAGCUCAGCCUUUGGACCCUGCCUGAUGUUCUCAUCCUGCACCUCAAGAGGUUCAGACAGGAGGGAGAUAGGCGGGUGAAAAUGCAGAACAUGGUGCGCUUCCCGCUGGUUGGUAUGGACAUGGCUCCCCACAUGGUGAAGAGGAGCCAGAGCAGCUGGAGCCUCCCCUCGCACUGGUCGCCCUGGAGACGACCUUAUGGUCUAGGCCGUAACCCGGAUGACUACCUGUAUGACCUGUACGCCGUAUGCAAUCACCAUGGAAACAUGCAUGGAGGGCACUACACAGCAUAUUGUAAGAACUCUGUUGAUGGGCAGUGGUACUGUUUCGACGACAGCGAAGUCCAGCCUAUGGCUGACGAGGACGUGUGCCAGCAGACAGCCUACAUUCUGUUUUACCAGAGGAGGGCAACUAUACCUUCAUGGUCUGCUAACAGCUCUGUCGCUGGCUCCACCAGUUCCUCUCUGUGUGAGCACUGGGUUAACCGGAUUCCUGGCAGCAAGCCUCCUAGCCUGGCCUCAGGAGCCUCCUCACGCCGGACGUCCCUGGCUUCUCUGGCUGAAUCCAUGGAGUUCCCUGGAGAUCGCAGCGAAGACGACGGAGGAUUCUCCACCCGACCCUUUGUGAGAAGCAUUCAACGUCAGAGCUUGUCUUCCAGAUCCUCCAUAGCUAGCCCGCUGACCCUCAGCGAGAACGGGAUGAAGCCGUCCUGGUCGUUGUCUGCCAAGCUCCAGAUAAGGUCCAACUCGCCCUCACGCUUCUCUUUAGAUUCGCGCUCCUCGCCACCGCUGGAGAGGAUCGGAGAGGCCUGCGACGACAAGGUGUCGACGUCAUGCUUCGGGAACUAUGGCAGGCACGAGCGCCAAACCGGCAGCAAAGCCCCGCUUGCUAUGAUGGAAGGAAAUAGCAGUGAUGACGGCAGCGGUAAAAGGAACACAGAUGAGGUCUACUCCAGGGCUCCAUCAGUGGCUGACAAGAAGAGCUCUAAAGCAGAACCAUUGGACAACAACAACCAGAUCACUGCUGUGGACCAGAAUGUGCAUGGGACUCCUUCCAAGGAGCCGAGGCACAAGAGCUCAGGAGGCACUGCGUCGAAGGCAGAGGUGUCUGGUGCCAAAAAGACCUCAACCAAGACAAAGGGGGACCAAGAGAAGCCAUCUAAGAAGCGCCAGAGCACUUCUUCUGCCCAAAAGUCUCCUUCUUCCCAAGUGUCUUCCAGCUCUCAAGGGAAAGGUGCCAAAGUGACCAAUUUGAAAGAGAAGAGUGACACUGCCAAGGCUAGAGGCGCUCCUUCUGGAUCCCCAACAAAGAAGAAAGAGCCUUCCCAGUCCCAGGAGGCAGCACCAACAUCUGGAGCCACAAAAACAAAGCAGCGCCUGACCCCUACCCCUCAGUCCUCCGCUUCCCCCUCACCCACUGCCAAGAAGAGCUCUUCAGCUGUGGAGAGGAGCUCCAGCUUGUCAUCGAGCAAAAAGAAACUGGCUGAGAGGACGUCUAGUCGGGACUUGACUCACGCCAGCCCCCUGACGGAUCGACCUCGAGUCCCGCUGAAGGGUGCAGAAGGAGGCCGCCCUGAGCGGAGGCCAGUUAGGAGCUCGAGCAGCAGCUCCUCACUCACCAGCCUGCGAUCACCCAGCAUCUCUUCCAGAGAGCUACGAUGGGCCAGCAAGUCCGAGGACAAGGGGCUCUCCUUCUUCAAGAGCGCCCUGAGGCAAAAGGAGACACGCCGCUCAGCCGACCUGGGCAAGAGCGCCAUUCUCUCUAAGAAGGUGGGUGAGAGGACAGCUAGGUCCGCCAGCCAAACCAAACUCAGUACAGAGGACGGUGAAGGCGACGGAAAUUCUUCUCCUGCCUCACUAUCUAGCAAGGCUGCCAGCGACGACAAAGAGACGCCCAAACCCUCUACCCCUCUUAAACGUUCUCUGUUACCUGUAGGCAAGUCCAAGUCUUCCAGUUCUGACGCCAUCCUCCAGUCCCCCGUCAAUGGGAGGAGGCCUCUUGAAAAGACAAACUCGUCUCGAAAGCUUUCCUGCAGCAUGCUCCGGGCAACAAAGACGCCUCAAUAAUGUUUAAAAUAGUAGUUUUGUUAUUUUCUGCAAUGCAGCUAUUUUUGAUGUGCCUAAGAUAUGUAUACACACUCUCACACAUCUGUGUGUGCAUGUGUGAGUGAAAGAAAUUAUAUUAUACAACUUUUACUUUUCUCAAAGAAAAUGUGUACAUUAUCAGAAGCGCCUUUCUACCCUGCCAUGGAGCCAAUUCGAUGGCAAGGUGUGGUGUACGAAUUUACUACUGUAUAAACUGUAUGAAUAGGAUUGUUCUGACUUAGCACUUUGUAUAUAUUAUUUUUUGUUUCAAACCAGGCGUACUCGAGAGACUGUGUAAUAUGUUUUUCUUUUUGUUUUGUUUUUUUAAAGAUGUUAGCCUCUGGUUUUCUUUAGAGAACUCAGUAGGGUCUUCGUAUUCCUGGCCGAACAAAUUGCUUCACUUCUACACUUGGUGCUAUAUAAAGGGCGACGUCUCCGUGUGGAGAAACACGGAAUUGCGGUCGAGGCUUGACAUGCUAACUAAUGGUUCCCGUGUGAAUGUACGUAGUUUUAUGCAGAAGGUCCAAAGUAGAACUUGUCCUGAGCACCCAUCCAAAACACUUACUGUAGGACCCCCAUACUAUGGAAUAAUGAAUAAGUGUUCCAGUAGCGUCGCUGCCCUUAGAAGUAAGUGUACGCAGCAUUGCCAACUGUAGACCAAUAGUCAAUCUAUAGGAAUGAGCGAUCUUUUCAACAGUAAUUAGACAACCUUUUUUUGUCUCAAGGCAGUGUAGCUCUGCAUGAAGUUCUGUUUUUUUCUUCUUCUUUUGGUUUUGUUUAUUUAUUUUUAUAUAUUAAGAACCACACAGUCAUACUUGAGCCAUUUCCCCCUUUUUUUGCCAAAUCAAAUGCCAGCAGCAUUCAUUAAUUUUAGCUUAGCUAGCUUUGAACCAGGGCCAAACCCCUUUGUGUGUCCAUUAAAGCGUGGAUUACCAGUGCAAUAGUUUGCAGAUCUUUGUAGAUGGGAAAAAAAAAAAAAAUUAUAUAUAUAUAUAUAUAUAUAUUUACUCCUGUAUUUACGAACUAUAACGUUGAACUUUGUCUUUUCCCUACAAUGAUUUUUAAUGAUAGAUAUUUUAUGUAUGCGAUAAAGAUGAAGAUGAGAAGAAGAGUUAAUUAGUUUAAUACGAGGGAUAUUAUAAUGCUUUGAAUGCUGUGCCAUGUCAAUUCAUGGGAUUCCUAUAUAUAAAUUUUUCACUUCAGAGCCUUUUUCUUCCAACAUAAGAGCGAUAUUAAUGAAAUAUACCAUCCCCCCCCCCCGACAUAAUUGAGAUCUUAUAUACAAAUACUGGAAUCGUACUCUUGCCCUGUUUUUGACGAUGAUGGGAGAUCAUAGGAGAAAGUUUACGAAACGACGGCUUGGUCACAUCUGAGGAAGACACAAGACACAUAGCCUUAGUUUACAGAUACAGCAUUUGGCAGACGCCCUUAUCCAGAGCGACUUACCUUUAUCUCGUUUAUACAUCUGAGCAGUUGAGGGUUAAGGGCUCAUCAAAGGGUGACGGGACAGCUUAGUGGUGCUGGGAUUUGAACAUCCAAUCAGUAGUCCAACUUUUUAACCACUGAGCAAACCACUAGUUAAGCAGUGCACGCAUUGGUGUGUCAAACUAACAAACCAGUCUUGUACUAUUCACAAUGGUUUCCGUUUUCAUUCAUCAUCCUCCCCGCUCCCACUCAAAAUAGAUUUUUAAAAGUAGCUGCGAUACGUUCUCCCACCGACCCACGUCAGUCAGUACUACAUUGACCAAUGCGUAAAUGGACCAAAAUCACUUGUCAUAACUUGCUAGUAUAAUUACUGUUAAUAACUGUUAUAAUUAGAAUUGAUGUUUCAAAAUUGCAGCUAGUUUCAAGCUUUUGUUCAGUCACUCGGGG
This is a messenger RNA of Ictalurus punctatus (channel catfish), 7092 nucleotides long. RefSeq names its product ubiquitin specific peptidase 31 (gene usp31). Lineage: Eukaryota; Metazoa; Chordata; Actinopteri; Siluriformes; Ictaluridae. Gene Ontology annotation, molecular function: cysteine-type deubiquitinase activity. Gene Ontology annotation, biological process: protein deubiquitination. The record is from RefSeq and is a predicted model, not a curated record.